Molecule: messenger RNA, 313 nt
Organism: Staurois parvus
Lineage: Eukaryota; Metazoa; Chordata; Amphibia; Anura; Ranidae
Source: the annotation of a GenBank genome assembly
AUGAUUUUGCAUUUCUGGGUGGGGGUGCACGUGGGCCAAAGCCUCAGCUGUCAAUCACCGGAUCCCGGCCGGGAAGAGAUCUAUAUCUCAAAGCCAUACAAAGCAGUGUGCUUACAUAGUAAAGCACAGCACACAGUAAAAACAGCAUACAGUUCACCUUUUGAUUGCCCCACAAGUUAACCCCUUUCUGCCCAGUGCCAUUAGUACAGUGUCAGUGCUUUUUAUUAGCACUGAUCACUGUAUUGGUGUCACUGGGGAUGUCAGUGGCAUCAAGUCAGUUCCCCCAGUGUCAGAAUUCCUGCCGCAGUCCCAC